AUGGCGUCAAUGCAGGUGAGAGGAGUUUGCGGCAUCCGAGCGACCGGCCGAGGAGGGGCUUGGGGAGUUCGGCAGAGGGCGGAGGUGACCGCGGGAGCUGCGGGCUACGACUUGGGCAGGGUCUGGAGUCACCGGGCCGACUCCACUUCUCGCCCCCGGCGACCACGGGGAAGGCGAGGGGCCGACCGGCCUGCCCUGGCUAUGUCCCCCUCCUUGUCCUCUUCCCCCUGUCCCGAAAGAAAACAGCUGUUUUCGCCGUCGGUUUCGCGACCGCCUAAAUGUUCAGACGAGAGUGAGAGUGAGGAUGUGGGAAUUGCUAUUGCUCUUUUGUAGAAACGACUGCAAAAAGAAUUAUUGGCUUUGCAAAAUGACCCUCCUCCAGGGAUGACUUUGAAUGAAAAGAGUGUUCAGAAUUCAAUUACACAGUGGAUUGUAGACAUGGAGGGUGCACCAGGUACUUUAUAUGAAGGGGAGAAAUUUCAACUUCUGUUUAAGUUUAGUAGUCGAUAUCCUUUUGACUCUCCUCAGGUCAUGUUUACUGGUGACAAUAUUCCUGUACAUCCUCAUGUUUAUAGCAAUGGUCAUAUCUGUUUAUCCAUUCUAACAGAAGAUUGGUCCCCAGCGCUCUCAGUGCAAUCAGUUUGUCUUAGCAUUAUUAGCAUGCUUUCCAGCUGCAAAGAAAAGAGGCGACCACCAGAUAAUUCUUUCUAUGUAAGAACAUGUAACAAGAAUCCAAAGAAAACAAAGUGGUGGUAUCAUGAUGAUACAUGUUGAUGCCACCAUUAUGGACCUCCUAAGCAGAAGAUAGCCCUACUGAGAAAAUGAGCACUUUGAUCAUUCAGUCUUUGAACUUUAACUUUUGACUGGAAGUGACCUAUAUAGGCAAUGAAGACUACUUCCUUUUUUCUGCAUUUUUACUCGUGUGCAUUCUGGGCACGUGUUGAUCGCUGGUUCAGUCCAGGCAACUGACAUGCUUUAUUAGACAUACAGUAUUAAUGCAGGUGUCAGGAAAUGUCAAAAUAAUUCCAUUUUUUUUAUUUUUAUUUUUUAAAGCUUUUGGAAAAUGUCCAGGGCCUCCAUGUAUUGUGCAAUAACAAUGACUUCUUGGCAGUUUUGAGACGUUCAUUGCUGGCAAUGGACAUCAUUAACAGGAAAGGUUUUACUCCUGCCACCAAAUGAUAAAUGCAUGAAAAGGGCCUAUGAAAUGAGCUUUAUCAGUUAUAAUGGGAUUAUAAGUAAAGUGAAGGAUCCAUCAUAACUUUGAAAGUCACCCCAACCAUUUAUAUUUGGAUUCUAUGCACUGUGAUCCUAAGGUUAGCAGCAUGAAUUAACAUGCGUGUCUGUAAAGGACUGUAAUGAAAGAUCAUUGCAUAUUUAUUGAAUUGUUUAUAUGCUGUCAAAUUGUUUUGACAUGAAAGGUUUUCAAGUAACAUUGGCAGAGAGGUACAAUAUGUUAUCCCUAUGGUGAAAAUAAAUACAUUUGUUGUAUAUAGUUACUCAAUCUCUGAAGUAAAGGUAUGAGUAAUAUAGGGUAUGAAUGGUUUAAUCAAGGCUUUAUUUUGGAAGUAAGAAAAAGUGGCAGCGAUCACUGAAUUGCUGCAGUCCAUGAUUGGGCUUAUAAUUUGUAUAUUAAAAGGUUUUUCCAAGUAGAUUACAUUCUCUUACUUCCUGCUAGCCAUCAGCAUGAGCCCUGCUGCCUUCACAAUAUUUCAUUUAAUUUAUAUGUUGAAGAAUCCAUAAACCAUUUUGUUUGCGGUCUCAUUUCUUUUGUUAUAUUGUAAGUCGAGUUUGAAUGUUGCAAUAUUUUAAUUGAAAAACUUUGUCAAAAUAUUUUCUUGUAAAUUUUCUUUAUCUGUAAGCAUCACCUUGUCUUUUAAUCCUGUACUAUAAAGAAAGAAAUACAUUUUUGACAGAGGCGUAAUGUUUUGACAAAAAAGUGUGGACAUUUUUAUUUAAGUUUAAACAGCUAGAGUAUAAGAUGAUAUAUUUUCUUGUCUGUCUCACACAGCUCUAGUUUUUCCUUUUUUUGUGGUGGUUCUUCAGAAGCCUUUGCAUUUAGGUGACUUUUCUAAAAAAAAGAAAAAAGUGUUGAAAGAUAGAUUCAGUUACUGUCACCAAUAUGUAACUUAAUGAUAUUGCAACUAGAUUCUCUUUUAAGAAAGCACUUGAUGUAUUUUAUAAACUACCUUUAACACUUAUGCAAAAUCAGUUUCUACUACAAUGUUUUUACUAAUGCCUUAUAGUUGCGCUCUGAAAAAAUAAAUCCUAUCGUGAAUACUUGCUUUAAUUUGGACUUUAAGAAAAAAAGGUAAUUGGCUAAAAGUAUUGAAAUGUUUAUCAAAAAAAACCUAAAUCUAGAAUUGGCAAAUGGUAUUCUAAAUACUGUUUUUAAUCUGUGUAUAGUAAUGACAUUUUGUAGCAUUGUACAUACUGUUAAUUGCAUAAAACCAUACACUUUUAAAAAGUGUAAUUGCUGAAC
Messenger RNA from Gracilinanus agilis (Agile Gracile Mouse Opossum), 2479 nucleotides. It is a transcript of the gene UBE2W, whose product is annotated as ubiquitin conjugating enzyme E2 W. The transcript has 7 exons. NCBI's taxonomy places the organism in Eukaryota, Metazoa, Chordata, Mammalia, Didelphimorphia, Didelphidae. The record is from RefSeq and is a predicted model, not a curated record.